Messenger RNA from Helobdella robusta, 2493 nucleotides. RefSeq lists its product as hypothetical. NCBI's taxonomy places the organism in Eukaryota, Metazoa, Annelida, Clitellata, Rhynchobdellida, Glossiphoniidae. The transcript has 4 exons. Gene Ontology annotation, cellular component: membrane. Gene Ontology annotation, biological process: G protein-coupled receptor signaling pathway. Bases 1 to 2100 code for a protein of 699 amino acids. The record is from RefSeq and is a predicted model, not a curated record. Gene Ontology annotation, molecular function: thyrotropin-releasing hormone receptor activity.
AUGGGAAAUUCAAUAGUCUUCCUGGUGAUAAUGUUGAGCAAGCAGAUUCGUAGCACGGUGAACUUCUUCCUUGCAAACUUGGCUCUGGCGGAUCUGUUUGUCGGCGUCUUCUGCAUCAUCCCCAAUCUCAUCUCCGCCCUCAAUCAAGAGUUCAUUUCCGGUUGGUUCACCUGCAAGACAUACUUCUUCGUUCGAAGCCUCAACUACUCCGUUUCCAUUCUCAUCCUCACCAUCGUCUCCCUCGAACGCUACUUCGUAAUCGUCAACCCGAUCUUGAGUCGUCGCUUCGCCAACAACUUAACGAUCCGAAGUCUGAUCAUCAGUGGUGUCUGGGUCAUAUGUAUUCUCUACGCUCUGCCCUAUUUUCUUAUUUACAACUACCAGUGCUCUAUUGUCAACUCGAUUAAUGUCAGUGAAGUUAUUGCAGAUUUCAAUGAGAGUUUGGUGAACUUGUCGAGCAAUUUUGGAAAUAAAAAUGGAGAUUUUGGUGAAUUUUUGGGUCACUCGCCAUCUCUCGUUCAUUUUCAUCACCAUGGUGGUAAUACGAGUGACUCGUUUGUUGAUGCUAGAGGCGAUAGCAGUGGAAAUGAUGAUGCUGGUGAUGGUGAAGACGAUGAUGGUAGUCACAACAAGACAGUUGAUGGUGAUGGUGGUGGUGAUGGAGAAGAAGUUUAUUGUUAUUGUCUGCCAACACAUGAAUACAUUCAGGAGGUUUACAGCAUAAUAGAUUUCACGUGCUUCUACGUCGUUCCACUCGUCCUCAUGAGCAUUGUCUACAUUAGGAUUUCGCGCGUACUUUGGAGUUCAGAAAUUCUCCAACUACAACUUUCGUCGACAACAGCCACAACAUCAGCCAGGGCUACUUCAACAGCAAGGGCAGCUACUACAGCAGCCACGAUGCUUACCGUUGCUGAUAACGCUAACGUCAACGUCGUCAAACCACAGCAAAAACAACACCACCAACAACAACAACAGCCACAUGAGUACAAGUCAUCGUAUCAAUGUUCUACAAAGAAGAACAUUGACGGUGUUAAUUUAGCUGCUGAAAAAGCUUCAAGAGAUGGUUUCGAUGAUAUUGUUGAAUGCGCCGCUGAAAAUUAUUGCCCCGGGAAUGAAAAGAAAUUAUUUGGUCGAGAAAAUUUUCUGACGAGCACCGCGAAACUUUUCAAGAAACGUCAUAGAGGCGUUUCUAACGUUCAUUCAUCAGAACGCACGAACCCAGAGCAAGUACACAUGCACUUGAUUACUAAUACAUCUGUCCGUGUUUUCAGUGCAAAUGAAUAUAAGAAGGACGUUCAACCUUGCGUUCAAAAGCCACAACAACAACUGUUGUUCGAACAACAAAAUUUUCGAAAGAAUGGUGAGCCCAAGCAGCAGAGUCACCGCGCAACGAAGAGGAACAUGAUAUUCAGCCAGCAACACAAAAAGCAACACUUGAAACACCAGCAACAUCAGCAGCAGCAUAAGCCACAAAACGAUUUCAAUUCCGCCGACACUUCGAGUAGCAGCUGUGGUCAGCCCUCCCUCAAAAACAGCAACAGCAACAGGACUAACAACAACAAAAAACACAUCUCCCGGUUUUCACUAUCGCAAUGCUUUAGCCGCUUGCACAAAAGAAACAAAAUAAGAAGGAACGACCAAUUCAAGGAGUCCUUCAUCUCCACUUCGUCUGCAGAACAGCGCACAGGAGCCACAAAAACAUGCGCGUUUGAAGCUUCUCCCCAUUCUACCACCGCCAACAACUACACAAAACUACCAUCGGAGUAUCGAUUCCAAGCUCCCAAGAAACCCUUCACAUCAAGUUUUUCAUCGUCAGUCAAGUCCUCAACGAAUGUCAACAAGCCGUCAAUGCGAGCGCGUCAGAAAGUUGUGCGGCUGUUGAUCGCGAUGGUCUCCAUGUUUGCUCUUUGCAUGCUGCCGGAGCACCUUUAUUUCAUCAUUAAGAAGUUUGUCUUCAUUGAAAAUUUCACCGUCGACUUCUGUUUGCUGUUGUUUCUGAGAUUACUCUUCUGCAGCUAUAGCGCCAUCAAUCCCAUUCUCUACUCCUUACUCUCUCGCAAAUUCAGAAAAGUUCUCUGCUCCAGGUGCGCUAAAUAUUAACUUAUUAAAUUUAAGAAGCAGAGAUGACCAAAAGAGGAAAAUUUGUAUUUUGGUGUUGCCGCAAUGUCGUCUGCACCUUUGUAGAGAGGAGUUUCAGUUGUUAACUCGAUAAAUAUUGAGGUAUUAUUGAAUUUCCAGACAAUGAGUUUAAAAAAAAAUUUUUUUUUCAUGCUCGAUUUACAGACAGAUUACUACUUAAAAACAAUAGACUGGACAUCGUUAUUUUGUUUCUACCAUCGUAUAAUUUAUUAUUCGUGUUGUGUUUGUACGCCAUUUGAACAAGAAAAUUUUUUAAAAGAUUUGUUGUUUUUGCUCCACAAUCCUACAUACUACAGUUACAGUUCUGAAAUAUUAUUUAGAAAUAUUAUGGAAUAAAUAUAAAAUAAAUUGAGU